UUUUUACCCCAAGCGACAUCACGUCUUGGGUUGUUUUUAAUGCAGACGGACGCAGCCCGCGUUUGUUGGCCGUCCUUCCUUCCAGGCUCAUUGGGGGAAACUCCGAGCAGGGAGUGUGUCUGUGUGGAGUGAAUAUAGGGAGGGCAGAGGGGGGUUCAUGUAUGAGCGUUUCGCUGGAUUAAUGUGGAGCAGAGUGCGGCAAGACAAAGAUACGCCGGAGAUAAACGGCGCGGCCUAGCGGACCCACCGUCAGCUGUCAGCGUCUGUCAAAAUCAGCUCGAGUCCAAAUGUACCUCCAGCUCAUCACUGCGCUCCUUUAAUCUGCCCUCCCUGGCAGCUAACAUUACAGGUCUAACGGACAGCUAAGAGACGGCAAGCAUGGAUGUGGUGUCACCGGAGCUCAACAGUCUCCUUCCUGAUGAAAUCAUGGAUACGGAGGCCAUAGAGGAGGUCCCUCACUCCCAGUCAGAGCCCAUGCAUGACACGCCUGUCCCCAUGGAAACAGACGCUCCCGUGACAUCGGAAAGUUUAAACAUCUGCUCCAACGCCGCUCCGGCGGAGCACGUCCAGGCCGUGACCACCGCUGCAGCUGCAGACUCCGCCCCCGGGAGUCAGUCUUCUGUCACGAUUUCAGCUUCGUCGACCUUGUUCACCAUCAAGCCCGCCUUGGCUACUUCCACGGCUGCGACCAAAACUACAGACAGCCUCACCGGAACGACGGUUUCCACGAGCGGCACGCAGAAGCUCGCGACUCCGUUCGCCUUUUCUGCCGCCAAUCACCAGAUCAUUCUGAGUAAGGUGGCCUCGGCUCAAGCCACGGAGGCGGCGAAAGCUGCGGCCGCCCCGGCCCAAGUCAUCAAACAAGAAGGGCAGAAACUUUUGGUCACGGCGAUAGGGAAGUCGGGGCAGUCGAUUGUGCUCCAGUUGCCCCAGACAGGCAGCAAACCCGGGGUUUUGCAGACUUCAGGGGACGCGAAGUCUCAGACGCCGCAGUUCAAAGUGGUGACUAUUGAUGGGAGAGAGCUGAAACCAGUGGUGGGGAGCGCUGGCAACCAGGUGACCACAUUACAGGCCCAUCAGCUGAAGACCAUGCAGAUCCCCAAGAAAACACCAGCAUCCUCAACUGCUCCAAUCAAGUUCAUUAUCACAAAGACGGUCAACAGCAAAGGCCUGAGUCCUCAGACGUCGGUGACUCCUGUUAUCGCAGGGCGCGUGGUCACACAAACGUCUCCGGUGAUGUCGCCGAAAACCAUCACGCUGUCCGAGCCCCACAACACUACGAUCCAGAGCGUUCCUGGCAAAAAGAUCGCCAUCUCGCCUCUGAAGACUCCCAGCAAGGUAACCGUGGUGUCAGUGGCUUCCCCGCCGUCCAACACCAGCCAGAAGUCAGUAGCUCUGCCCGUCAAUGUAGCACUUGGCCAGCAAAUUCUUGCAGUCCAGCAGUCGGCGCCUGCAUCUCCAGUCAAGGUGGCCACCAGCCAGACGACGGCGCAGAACAUUAAGCCUGUCCAGUCCGUCGCCGUGGGAGGAGUGGGCGGCUCCCAGUUCAAGACCAUCAUCCCUCUGGCCACCCAGCCGAACGUGCAGCAGAUUCAGGUGCCGGGCAGCAGGUUUCACUACGUCCGCCUCGUCUCGGCGACCACGGCCAGCGCGGCGGGCCAGCCCAGCGCUCCCAACACCAGCUCAGUGCCCACGGGUAAACCUUUAGUGGUGAACACCGGAGCGGUCAGGAUGUCGGUCCCAGUCGUCCAAGCACAGACAAUGAAACAAGUGGUGCCUAAGCCCUUGACAGCUGCACCACAAGUGGUCACCACCACUCAGACGCAGCAGCGACUCAUCAUGCCCGCCACCCCUCUGCCCCAGAUCCAGCCCAACUUCACCAACCUGCCCCCAGGGACCGUCCUCACAUCUGCCCCCGGUGGCAGCAAUGUGGGUUACGCCGUCGUUCCAGCACAAUACGUCACACAGCUCCAGCAGUCACAGUUUGUGACGCUCGCCAGCAGCUCUAGUUUUCCUGCGUCCAGCAGCAUCCAAACUCAGGCCAAACUCCCUUAUAAUGGCGUGUCGGCAGCAGAGACGACCUCGAGACCCAGAAAACCAUGCAACUGCACCAAGUCACAGUGCCUCAAGCUGUACUGCGACUGCUUUGCAAACGGAGAGUUUUGUAAUAACUGUAACUGCAACAACUGCUUCAACAAUCUGGAGCACGAAACGGAACGACUCAAAGCCAUCAAGACCUGCUUGGACAGAAACCCAGAGGCCUUCAAACCUAAAAUUGGCAAAGGCAAAGAGGGCGAGUCGGACCGCCGGCACAGCAAAGGCUGCAACUGCAAGCGGUCGGGCUGCCUGAAGAACUACUGCGAGUGCUAUGAGGCAAAGAUCAUGUGCUCGUCCAUUUGCAAAUGCAUCGGUUGCAAAAACUUUGAGGAGAGCCCGGAGAGGAAGACGCUCAUGCAUCUGGCGGACGCGGCAGAAGUGAGGGUCCAGCAGCAGACGGCGGCCAAGACCAAACUGUCCUCACAGAUCUCAGACCUGCUGAUGAGGACAACUCCCAUUAUAUCGAGUGGAGGCGGGAGGCUGCCGUACACGUUCGUGACGAAAGAAGUGCUGGAAGCGACGUGCGAGUGUUUACUAGAGCAGGCCAAACGGGCCGAACAGACUCGUCAGCCUCAGGCGGAGGCGGAGAGGGUGAUCCUGGAGGAGUUCGGACACUGCCUCAUGAGCAUAAUCAGCUCUGCCGGGAAAGCUAAGACAGACUGCGCCUCCAUCAACUGCUAGGCCGAACUCUUCUGGCUCUCUGUCCGCAAACUCUUGAACAAGGAAGAGCCGGACUCUCUGGCUGCUCUCCGGAAACGCUGAAAGCGGAGAGGUCCUCCAGACUGCCGGAGUUCAGCUGCAUUAAUAGGCUUGAGCUGGAAAACAAAAGGACAGAGCACACUGCCUCCGAAACAUGAACUUCAGCCCGAUUUAUUGCCCUCUAAGGGCUCUCCGGAUCUCUCCUCUCCUUUGUUUUUAUUUUUUACACUCUAUUCUUUUGCCAUCUUGACGUUUUCCAAGAACCCCUGUAUUUUAAUGUCAACAGUUUAUCUGUGUUUAUCAGUAGAUCUUUUUGAUAUUUAUUUUAACAAACCUUUGUAAUCAAGUGUGAGUGUUAAUAUGCAAGGUUUAGAGCUCUGCAGUCUGUCGAUUAUUAACCGAGGCUAGGCUAAGCUAUUCCAGCAGCAGAAAGUGGAGAUUUUCUACAGGUAUACAGAGAGAGGGAGACAGAGCCCUCCUGGUAGCAGCUGAACACACUCAGACUGAUAGAGUUCCACUUUUUCCCCAGGUGCUCUUAUAUGCUUUAUUAAAUGCAUACUGUACAUGAACUCACAGCUGACUUGAGAAAACUUUAGGUCCAUAUGACUGACGGUAAUGACAAAUUACCGGGAUUUACACCAGCUGUUUUCGUCCGACUUAAAAUUUUGUUUUAACCCUCCCGCGGUUGUAAAAGAGUAAAUCAACACCCUGCGCGCGAUCCGGCGGGGUGGCACCAGUACCGCGCGCGUGCGUGGCUUCGGGAACUGACUGUCUCUUUGCAUCAACUCGGAGACACGGGUAUGGCGUCAACUCUAAACGACAUACCGCUGGCUUUGCUCGUGUGCCAACGCUGGCUUUAAAAAGCUCGACGACCGCGGGAGGGUUAAAAGUAACAGGUUCUCACUGCUCAGAAACCCAGAAUUUAAACAGAACUUUGCAAAAUUAUACCCCAAAUAAAAGUAAACUCAGUCGGUUAAAGUCAUACUGGACGUGCACAUCCAAGAUAACUUUUGUUCUGGUUUUGGAAUAGCUUCCCAGGUUUACUGGCUGCAUUUGUUAAAGAAAAAAAAUAAAUAAACCCAUGCUACCUUCUGUUGCCCUCCCCACAAACAAUCUAUUUUAGGGACACACCGAUAUGAAAACUUUGGCCAAUACCAAUAUCGAUAUUAACCUUGCUGUUAUGGUUGAUUAACCAAUAUUUUCCGUUGACAUGGCUUCUCUACUUCAGCUCUGCAGCCCUCAAUCCUGCCCUGUAUCAUGAUUUUUAUUUCAAGUAAAAAGUAGUGAAAUACAAAAAGAACACAGGAGUAGGUAGAAGUAAAAUAAAAACUAAUUCCCGUUACUCUUCUUUUACAGUAUGUCAUGAUAAUUUCUAAGUAUUAUUUGCAUAUUUGAUACAGUUCAGAUUAUUAUAUCAACUUAACACUUCAUAACUCGGUCUGACAGAAAAAAGUUACUGAUUUCUUCAAUUUGUAUCAUCAGUACAACCCCUCCUCCAUUAGUAGUUCUCAAUUUUUUUGUAUUGCUUUGCAAAAUUUCUUGUUUGGGCUUUGCUUCAACUCGUCUCUCAUGCCAUCCCAUAUACACUCCACAAAUUGAUACACAUAAUCCUCCUUGUAGUACGAACAGUGUUGUGUUUUUGUUAAUUAAGUUGACCUCUGAAAUUGUACCUCCUCUUCUCCGUCACUAAACAUUUGUUGAAUGUUUCCAGGAAGUUAACCGAUUCUUGUUUUAAACGUAAGAACUGUUUUAUAUUUAACCACAUCCCAUAAUUUUUGUGUUUGCUUUCAAAAACAGCUUAAAUGCAGAUUGUGAGCUAUUCUGAUUGAAGUGUUACCCCAAACUUCCACACUAUAACUCGGGUACGAUAAUAUUAGAGAUGAAAACAAGAGGAGCCUUGUGAUUAAGUAUGUAACGAGUUUUGCCCAAAAUUGAAAUUGUCUUUGCUAGUUUUGAUACAACUUACUUCAUUUUGGAUUUCCAGCAGAGUUUAUGGGCCAGUAUCACAUGGAGACACACUUCAUUUCAAAUACUCUUCCCACUUCAAUAUUAUCAAUUUAUUAUUUUUACUGUUGUAUGUAAAGAAAUAUUGUGAUUUUAAAAUUACACAUGCAGAAGUCUCAUGUCGCCCUGGGUGGUUGCCCACGUCGCCCAUAUCGGAAACCGCCAAUGGGUAUAGUGUUGAAUUUUGUCUGUUUGAUUUAUUUGAAACACUUCAGUUCAUUACAACCAUUUUUAUUCUAUUUUACAAACACGUCCCCUAAACCAGAGGUUCAUAUGUGGUCACCAUUGUAUUUAGUUAACAGGGUUCAACACACUCUUCACCACCAGACUGGUACGUGUGUCAAAGUGAAAAGCAAGAAGCUAAAGUUUCCUGAAGAUUUAAUUUUCUAAUCUCACCACUUGAUGGCAGUGUUCUUCCAAUAGUGGUGCCUGCUGAACAACAGUACGACCAACUACGUCACCGUGCAGCUCAAAAUGAGCCUUUUUACAAUAAAUAAUCAUAACUCAUGAAAAUACUUUGCUACAAUGAAAAAGAAACGGAACAUGGGUAUAACGCGUCUCGGCACAUUCCAACCGCUAGGUGGCCGUAGCGGCAAAAAGCGAGUAAUUUAGAGUUGCAGUGGGUGGCGACACCUUUGGUUCGCUGCUAACCACCAUUAAUCCACAGCAGAAGAAGAGGAAGGCGGAAAACGAUGUUAAGGCCAACGUGCAGCUGCAGCGUUUGGAGGAGCUCAAAGGUUUUUCUUUCUAUCUGGAAUCUGUUAAUCGAGGGGAGCUGAUUUUUGUUCUUAGAGAGUUGCCCUGGUUUGCAGAAUGCAGAGUUGGAGAUGAGUCAGUCCUCAUCUGGAUGGCAUUGACACAACUACCCCUUACAAAGAUUGACCAGUUGUCUUGUGUUUUUCUUCUUAAUUUAGCAAAUAAAUUUUGAAGUAGA
Messenger RNA from Xiphophorus couchianus (Monterrey platyfish), 5734 nucleotides. RefSeq names its product lin-54 DREAM MuvB core complex component (gene lin54). NCBI's taxonomy places the organism in Eukaryota, Metazoa, Chordata, Actinopteri, Cyprinodontiformes, Poeciliidae. Gene Ontology annotation, cellular component: nucleus. The coding region runs from base 379 to 2778 and encodes 799 amino acids. Gene Ontology annotation, biological process: regulation of DNA-templated transcription. The record is from RefSeq and is a predicted model, not a curated record. The transcript has 16 exons.